AUGACCUCGUCAAAAAACGGACUCUGUCCGUCGCCAUUCUUACAGGAGAGUCUUUUCUCCAACGCCACAGGAUAUAUCGGUGGACGGUUUUGUCAGUCGGUUGGAGGGGUUUCAUGCUGCUUACCAUGUCCAUUGCAAGACUGGAGGUAUCCUGACAAUGUGACCUCGAAGACCAACGCAGCUGGCUGGCUUGCUGUUGCGCUGUUGCCAUUCCAAGCAUGGCUCCUUCUCACUUACUUGGUAGUCCCAGUAAAGUACACCAACCGUCAAUACAUCACCGUCUGUUUUACUUUGGCAAUCAUCUGUUUGCAGGUAGCCUUUAUCAUUCCUUUGGGCACAAAACCUCAACAAUGCCAUGACGAAAUCACGCCGAACGACAUGUAUACAGACAUUUCUUGUGCCUUCAGCGGAGCUGUUCUACUAUUUGGCGGCAUUGCCGUUGUAACCUGGAGUCUCCUCCGCACCAUCGCUCUUCAUCUACAGGUGUGCUGGGAAGUCAUCAUCGGGCCAGUAUUCAUGUGGUGUUCCGCUACUACUGGAAUCGGCGUUCCAGUCCUCAUUACCGCCUUGAUGCUGCACUACACCGGGGUAUCUUACCGAUUUGGAGGGGUUUGUCAUAUCAACAGUCCGAACAGCAUGGGCGAUUACUGGAUUCCAAUCAUGGUAUUCUCGGGGCUAGCGCUCCUGAUUCAAUUUAUAACAAUGGGGUACUGUAUCCACAUCUACAUUCGAUCCCUUUUCGACCCCGAUCCCACGAGCACAAACAACUCUGGCUUGCCUUCGUACCAGGGUAGCGUGCGCACUAUGACUGCUCGCCAGGCAUACAAACGUAUACACCGAGUGAUUAAAUUGCAGUGGAGAUCAAUGGCUUUGGUCAUGACCAUUCUCGCCAAUGUCAUUUACUUCUUUGUUGUCUUUGUUCAACUUAACAAUUCAUUAGCGCUGACCGAGGCAAAUCGUGUGAAUGCAGAACCGUGGCUAUUCUGCCUGCUGGAAAAGAAGAAUCCCAAGGAGUGCACCAGCGAAGCCCAGUUAGUCGGAAUUGCGGAAGCUAAAUUGGUUGCCAUGGUGGUACUGCUCGCCGUUGCUAACCUUUGGAACAUCGUCUUCACGGUUCGUUGGUCCAUGGUGGAAGGUUGGAUCUCCCUGUAUAGGAGCCGCUUUAUCGAGCGUGUUGAGUUUGUCUCAGUCGAUGCACGGUCUCGUCCUCGUCCUACAGUCACUCACGACUACGAAAUGCUCGACCCACGUCAGCACGCCAAGUCUCCUGAGCCUUUCGUCGAGGUGCGAACACCAAGUCCUGUUGUUUACGGCAGCAACUUGCCGAAAGAAGUCGACUAUGGGAUGGAUGCCUCAUAUACAAGACCGACGAUGAGCUUUUCAUCGCCGCGACCUCCCAGCUCAUCACAAAACAAUGGCGCCAACUCGUACGGGUGGGAUGUGACUUCAAGCUUUGCGCGAUCCAAUUCGCGAUCCAAUUCUCAAAUGAGUCACCAUACCUACGUAAACGGACGCUAA
Messenger RNA from Talaromyces proteolyticus, 1518 nucleotides. RefSeq lists its product as uncharacterized. Gene Ontology annotation, cellular component: membrane. The transcript is spliced from 3 exons. Gene Ontology annotation, molecular function: G protein-coupled receptor activity. Gene Ontology annotation, biological process: G protein-coupled receptor signaling pathway. Lineage: Eukaryota; Fungi; Ascomycota; Eurotiomycetes; Eurotiales; Trichocomaceae. The record is from RefSeq and is a predicted model, not a curated record. The coding region runs from base 1 to 1518 and encodes 505 amino acids.